This is a messenger RNA of Aricia agestis (brown argus), 4568 nucleotides long. It is a transcript of the gene Jarid2, whose product is annotated as protein Jumonji. Gene Ontology annotation, molecular function: histone demethylase activity; DNA binding. The record is from RefSeq and is a predicted model, not a curated record. Gene Ontology annotation, cellular component: nucleus. Gene Ontology annotation, biological process: chromatin remodeling. Lineage: Eukaryota; Metazoa; Arthropoda; Insecta; Lepidoptera; Lycaenidae. The transcript is spliced from 22 exons. Bases 85 to 4422 code for a protein of 1445 amino acids.
GUACCUACCUAUUGAAUUAGAAUUUCGUACCGUAUCUGUUUUUGUAGAUUAAUUAAGCUGCUUAUGUGUAGUUAUUGAAUAACAAUGAAAGCGAAACAAGUCCAUGCUCAAAGGAAAUAUGCUCAAGGUGCUCACAUUCCGUCGUCCAACCCCAGCACACCCCUGGAGAGAAGAGUCGAGACUGGAGCUCAAAACACUUACAAAGUAUUUUAUAAUAACAAUGACGCCAAAAAUCUCUUAGAUAUAGUGUCAUUCAGCAAUAUACAUCGUCAUACACAACCCAUAGUAUUAGUUAAAAGACUGGAGAAUACUACAAGUGUUUUAAAAAGAGAACCACCCGCCCCUCUUCAUAGAGCAAGCAAACCCAUAGAAAAUGGGGCUAGAUCUCCUAAACGUGAAAUAAAGAAACCACCUGUGUUCUCUCCUUCUGUUUCACCACCGUCUAAGACAAAGUCUGGAAGAUCAAUUAAAUUGAUUAAAAAGAGACUCUUGAGUAAAAGGGUUCGUCGCAGCAACAGACUCCGUGGAAAGCCAUCUCCUGUGCUCAAAAAGACUAUAAUAUUUAAGAACAAAAUUAAAGCUAAGACAAAGAUUGUAACGACUAAGCGGAUAAUCAAAUUAUCAAAGCCACCUGUGAAUGAAACUAAUGAACUAGAUGCUGUGUGUCCCUCCACUGAUGAUGAUGAGCAACCACUCACCUACUUUAAAAAGAAAUCCCAACAAGUCUCACCUAAGGAGGAAAAAGAAAAGAAGAAGCCAGUACCAUUAGUCACAUUAAAAAGAAGAAAAAGUAUUAUACGGAAAUCUAAUGACACAGAACCAACACCAAUUCCUGAACCACCAAAACAAUCUACAAAGGAAAAAAAUGAUACUCAUACUGCAGAAAAGAAGAAGCUAGUACCAUUAGUCACAUUGAAUAGGAGAAAAAGUAUUAGACGGAAGUCCAAUGACUCAGAACCAACACCAACUCCUGAACCACCAAGACAAUCUACAAAAGAAGAAGAUUAUGCUGUUAUUGGAGAAAAGAAGAAGCCAGUACCAUUAGCCACAAGAAGAAAAAGUAUUAGACGAAAAUCUAAUGACUCAGAACCAACACCAACUCCUGAACCACCAAGACAAUCUACAAAGAAAGAAAAUGAUGCUGUUACUGCAGAAAAGAAGAAGCCAGUACCAUUAGUCACAUUGAAUAGAAGAAAAAGUGUUAGACGGAAGUCUAAUGACUCAGAACCAACACCAACUCCUGAACCACUAAGACAAUCUACAAAGGAAGAAAAUGAUGAUGUUACUGCAGAAUCUAACAGCGGGUUAUAUUAUGGAACUAAUGGAAUAGAAAGAUGGAUCUCAGAGAGUACAAAAGAUAUUACUAAAAGCAAAGACUAUAAAGUUCCUGUCCUUCUGCAGAAGAAAAAGAAAAUUGAAAAAAGUCCAGUAACAAGAGGCAGCACUACAAAAACUACUUCCCCACCAAAUAAUGUUUGCUCCUCUGUAAAAUUUAUAUAUCUCAAAGACGUGAUGAACGCUUCUCAGGAUGAUAUCGACGGCAAUUGCAAUAAUUGCACGCGCUGCGAAAUUAUAAAGAAGGUCGUGGAAUUAUCGAAGCUAGUCCGAGAUACGCGCAAAACCACUAGAAGCAACGGUCUGGAUGUCGACCCCAGCAUGGACACGACAGUAUCUGCCUACACCAACAUACCCAGCCCACGCGUUCACGGCACUGCUAUUACCCGACUAGACAAGUCUAGAACUUCUAAAAGCGAGGACAAACAAGCUUUCUUCAUGGACCUUUUACCCGGAUCGGACAAAAUAGUAGAGGUAUCGUGGUGCAAAAUUCCUAACCGCAAAGACUCUUUAAUGAGCGCGCGGCUCAUCUCAAAAACGAAUUUAACGAACUCUGGCGACGUCACUCUCGCAAAUAAUGAGACUUUGCUAGACAAGUUGCUUCAGCUAUAUAAAGAGAAAACACACACAGAAAAUUCUACCGAUCCAGUAGACGCACAGCAUAAUAGCAAACAAAAAAACUCAGAAAAAAGUGAAAAUAAUGCGCCCAGUGAAAAAGAAAAAAAGAAAAACGUGGAGGUAGACAAAACGACCAAGAAAACAAAUACCGAUAAAGCAAAAGUCUCACUUGCAAAAAUAACAACUUGCAAAACAUCAAACGUAGAGAAAACGAUAAACGGAGAAAAAACUAAGCAGAGCAACAUGGAGAAAGUAAAUAACAGCGAGAAAGCAGUACGUAAGCAAGCUAACGUAGAGAAGCCCACAGGAAAACAGGCAAAUACAGAACAAACAAAAUCAGACACUUCGACUACAAAACCGGCAAAUACAGAAAAGACUCUCAAACAAAUAAAAGCAGAAAAACCUAGUAAACAAACAAAUGUGUCAAAGAAAAACGAAAAUGACAUACCACUUUCUAAAAUAGCUGAAGCAAAGAAUGAACAUAAACCAGCCCGUAUAAUUAAGCGCAGUUAUUCCGUUAAAAGAAAUAUAUCACAAGACGCCUCAACAUCUGAAAGCAAAAAGAAGAAAACGGAUUGUAAUUUUCCAAAAGGGGUAGAUCGGGCAAAAUUGGUAGACGCGCCCGUAUUCUAUCCCACAGAAGCAGAGUUUACCGACCCAAUAAGCUACUUUGAGAAGGUGAUGCCGAUCGCGUCCCAAUUCGGGAUCUGCAAGGUUGUGCCACCACCGGACUUCAAGCCGCCGUGUGUGCUCAGCGAUACCAACCGCUUCACAGUCACAAACCAGUACAUUCCGCGACUGUACACGCGGUGGGGCCCCGCCUUCCGCGAGAUGUGCGCUAUACGCUCUUAUUUGGCGUCCCAGAAGGUUCAUUUUACUAGAGCACCGUUGUUGGAGGGUCUCGAAGUAAAUUUACCGAAGAUGUAUCACACGGUGCAACGUCUCGGCGGAUUGAAGAAUGUCUUCGACAAGAAGAAAUGGAAUCGCGUCGCCGAAGAGAUGCAUUUCUACCAACUGACUAAUCCCAGCAAGAAGCUUGAACAGAUAUACGUAAAAUACCUCCUGCCGUACGAUACGCUCACCAACAGGGAGAGACAGAUGAAAAUCGCCGAAGUGGAACAGAUGUGGCAGAAGAAGAAUAAGAAGAUGCUGGCGAGAGCCUUCAAUCCUCUGCACCGACAGAAACGCCUGCUCGGAGAUUCGAGUUCGGAUUCCGAUUCGGAUUCGGAGCCAGAGGCGGGUUCGGAUUCGGACGAGGAGGUCACCUCUAGCAGCCACAACAGUGACCCGCUAGCUGAGGCAGAAGAGUGCAUAGUUACGGGCAGGACUAUGAAUUUGAAUAACUUUGAGAAGGUGGCCCAAAACGCGUUCAAAAUGUACACCCCUCCCAACGAGGAGCCAAACACUAAGACCAUAGAGAAUCUCUACUGGAAGCUGGUGUUGUUCGGUGCUGACCACGUGUGCGUAAACAGUGCAAGCGUUGACACCGGGGAAGAGGGGUAUGGGUUUACUAAAAACAAGAGCAACCCGUACGGAAAACAUCCUUGGAACUUGAAGAUGAUAAGUCAAAACAACGGCAACCUGCUCCGCCCCCUGGGUCCGGUGCUCGGUCUGACGGUGCCGACGCUACACCUCGGCAUGAUAUUCUCAACCAGCUGCUGGCACCGGGACCCUCACGCGUUACCCUGGAUAGAGUACAUGCACCAGGGGCCUGAGAAGAUAUGGUACGGCAUUCCGGACGAGCAGAGCGACAACUUCCGCAAGGCCGUCGAGGUGCUGUGCCCCACCGUCUGCCAGAACAAGGGCAUUUGGCUGUCGUCCGACAUCACCAUGAUCCCGCCCAACAUGCUGCUGGAGCACGACGUGUCCCUCUCCAAGAUCACGCAGAAACCGCACGAGUUUGUCAUAGUGUUCCCGAAGGCGUACUCGAGCUCGAUCUGCACCGGCUACACGAUCUCCGAGAGCGUGUACUUCGCCACGCAGUCCUGGCUCACCACUAUGUCCAGCGUCUUUCAAGAGCUGCGCGAGAGCUGCGAGCCGACGACGUUUGCGCUGGAGCAGCUGGUGAUGAGCGUGGCGCGGGACGGGCGCGCGCCGCUACGCGUGCUGCAGACCGCGCACGCCGCCUUCGCCGCCCUCGUCACCGCCGAGCUCGCCGCCCGCAGCGCCCUGCGCGCCAUAGGCCUCCAGGUGACAGUCAACAAAGGCACCAAGGGUAAGAGAAGACUGAUUCGUCACCAGGACGAAUGUGAGAUUUGUCGUACCACUCUAUAUCUUUCUAAGGUAAAAGGUGUAUUCGGCAAGCAAUCGGCGCUGUGCGUGCAGCACGCUAUGCGCGUGCUCGUCGAAAACGAAACUGAUCUCGACGACAAGAAAAUCAACAAAGACAACAUAGAAUUAGAGAUUUUCUUUACUAAGACUGAACUGGAAGAGAUUGAACAGAAUCUUCAAAAACGCUUAUUGAGCUAACUUCAUCUAUGAAGAUUUUUAGCUGCAACAAUAUUGAGGUAAUUCACUCAAUAAUUAUUGUAUUUAUAGUUUUUUAUGCAAAUGUGCCAGAAGAAUGGUUAAAUUUUUUAAAUGUAUGUUUGCAUGUAUUUCUUGUCACAUUUAAC